UUGGGAACGGACGGAUCGGGACUUCCUGUUAUUAGACGCUUUGAUUGCGUACUACAGAAAAGAGAAGAAACAUGAGCGCAUGUUAAUAUCUCCGUUAAUCUGAACGUGUUAUCUAGUGUGUCCCAUAGUGUCCGUGUGAGUCUGAAGCAGUCAGUAAGUAUGCCAAUGUCUGACCGCUCGAGCUCUGACGGCGGCGGGGAGCCUCGGAGCCCUCGGAGCCGGAGACCCCGGACUCGUUCCCGCAGCCGCAACCGCGGGGACAGCCGUGAACGGAGCCUGUCUCCGGAUAGCUUUGGCCCCAAACUCCCGAAGCCACGCAACAGGGAGAGGGAAUGCGAGGAGCGGGAGCGCCGAUUCAAAGAGGCAAAAACCCUCAGACGGAUCCGCAUAGGAAGCCCCCACCGGAGCCGGUCACGGUCCCGGUCCAGAGAGCGGCACACCAACAACAACAACAACACCAACAACAGCAGCAGCAGCAGCAGCCACAACCACUGGCCCGAGCAGCGCGACGCUCCGGGAAAACACGGGAGCUCCAAAGACGACUACUACUACGAGCAGCAGAGGGACGAUGCUCAGAGACAGAGACAGGAGGCUUUUAUUGCCAGGCGUCUGCAGGAGCGGGAGAGGAUCGGUGAGCUAGGUUGUCCUGAAGUUUGGGGAUAUUCACCAAGAGUGAAGGAGCCAGACUCUGAUGAAUUCACUCCGGUUGAAGACGAGAAAAACAGCAGCUCAGAAUCGAGCUCAGAAGAAGAGAAGAGGAAGAAAAAGAAGAGGAAGAAAUCCAAGAAAAGAAAGAACAAAAAGCACUCAGAGGAUAGUGAGCUGCAAUCCGAUUCAGAUGAAGAAGAAGUAAAGAAGAAGAAAAAGAAAAAGAAGAGCAAAAAGUCUAAGAAGUCCAAGAAGAAAAAGGCGAAGAAGAGCCGCAAGGAGUCCAGCAACUCUAGUAGUGAAGAGUCAGAGGAGGAAGAGGAGGAGGAUCCUAACGCGGUGAUGUGGGUGGAGAAAACCUGCAUGGACGAACAUGUGGUUGGGCCUGAAGCGCCACUCACCCAUAUGUCCCAGGACGACAGACCUUUGGAUUUUGGCCAUGCACUGUUGCCAGGUGAAGGUGCUGCGAUGGCGGAGUACGUGAAAGCAGGCAAACGUAUCCCUAGAAGAGGAGAGAUCGGUCUCACCAGUGACGAGAUCGCAAACUUUGAGAAGUCUGGCUAUGUGAUGAGCGGCAGCAGACAUCGUCGUAUGGAGGCUGUGCGUCUGAGAAAGGAGAACCAGAUCUACAGUGCAGAUGAAAAGAGAGCUUUGGCAUCCUUCAACCAGGAGGAGAGGAGGAAGAGAGAGAGCAAGAUCCUGUCCAGCUUCAGGGAGAUGGUUUACCGGAAAACCAAAGGCAAGGAGGAGAAGUGAACGUCACAUUUCUUAGAUCACCCUUUACUGGACAUCUUUUGUUUUUGUGACUUAAGAGUAAAGUUUUAUUUGUUUUGGAGGAUAACCACAUUCAGCUUUAAAGGAAUGUGCAGUGUGUAGGGAGGAUUUUAUUGUAAAGAAAUGUGUCUGAAAUGGUAAUCAGUUGUAUUAUUAUUAUCCAUCCUAUUUACUCACUGGAACUGGUCUUUCCUUUCAAUUGUUUCAUUAUUUUUUUUCUUGUACAUUUUAGCAAAUGAUCCUGGUCAGAACCAUAAAUAAAAUUUCAUUAUCAAGUCA
This is a messenger RNA of Micropterus salmoides (largemouth bass), 1701 nucleotides long. RefSeq names its product NFKB activating protein (gene nkap). Lineage: Eukaryota; Metazoa; Chordata; Actinopteri; Centrarchiformes; Centrarchidae. Gene Ontology annotation, cellular component: nucleus. Gene Ontology annotation, biological process: regulation of gene expression. The coding region runs from base 160 to 1404 and encodes 414 amino acids. The transcript is spliced from 8 exons. The record is from RefSeq and is a predicted model, not a curated record. Gene Ontology annotation, molecular function: chromatin binding.